CACAUUAAUAUAUAUACAUAUAUGGUUCAUUUUGGUUGACUUGUCUUAGUUUUUUUCUGGGUGUUUUUUGUUUCGUAUUAAGCUUUAGCAGAAUAGAUGUUAGAGACUAUGGCAGAAGAAUCGAUUUCAAAUGGUUUUAUCAAGAAUCCUGUAACUGGAUCCAAUCCUGCUGUUGUUGCAAAGAAGAGAAACCUUCCAGGAACACCAGGCAAGUACCCUGUGUAUAUGAUUAUAUCUGCAAAAUUUUUCUCUUUUGAGGAUCAUCUUCAUGGUGUACUUAUGUUAUGUUUGACACCAGAUCCUGAAGCUGAAGUGAUAGCCUUGUCCCCGAAGACUCUGACGGCAACCAACAGAUUCUUGUGCGAAAUAUGUGGCAAGGGUUUCCAAAGAGAACAAAACCUACAACUCCAUCGACGAGGUCAUAACCUCCCAUGGAAGCUGAAACAAAGGACGACGAAAGAAGUGAGGAAGCGCGUGUAUGUUUGCCCCGAGAAGACUUGCGUUCAUCACCAUCCUUCGAGGGCUCUCGGGGAUUUAACCGGCAUAAAGAAGCACUUUUAUAGGAAGCAUGGGGAGAAGAAGUGGAAGUGCGAGAAGUGCUCGAAGCGAUACGCUGUGCAGUCAGAUUGGAAAGCUCACUCGAAAACCUGCGGCACCAGGGAGUACAAAUGCGACUGUGGUACCCUAUUCUCAAGGAGAGAUAGUUUCAUCACGCAUAGGGCUUUCUGUGAUGCCUUGGCCGAGGAAACAGCUAGAGUAAAUGCAGCUUCCGGCAUGCAUAGCUUGGCCGCCGAAAAUUUCAAUUACCAACUUAUGGGGAAUCCACUAGAUACGGUGAUGCCUUUCUCCACUGUUUUCAACCCGAUUUCAAGCAAUGAUGAAGCAGUAGACCAAACUAGACGUGGAUUUUCCUUGUGGAUGGGACAAGCAUCUCAGGGCUAUGACUCAUUUGGCAAAAGUACUCUCCAAGAGAUUCAUCAAUUCGGUUCUUUGAAUCCGGGAUCGAUAUACGGAGAUCCUAUGGUUUCGACAUCGAAUCCUCCCGUAUCGGAUUAUCAGCUAAACUGGGUGUUCGGAAACAAGGUCUCAUCGGGUAAUGUUGAAGAUCAUCGGCUAUCAAGCACUUCACUUCCUUUCAGUAAUGUCAAGGAAAAUGGACCUCAGCUUGUGAGUGUUCCUUCAUUGUUCAGCACCCAACAGCAGUCUCAUCAAACACCAGCUUUCAGUAUGUCCGCCACAGCUUUGUUGCAGAAAGCAGCUCAAAUCGGUGCAACAUCGACCGACACAGCAUUCCUAGGAAGCUUCGGUACCAAGUGUAGCAACAGUCAAGUUCAAGAUGGGAACAAGCAUAGUGAUCUGUAUGUUUCAAACACGCCAAGCGAUUUAGAAAACUCAGCAAACGGUAUUUCCACUCUGAAUCAAUUGCAAAUGUACCCCGCAAAACGGCGGCGCAUGCAGAAUGAAGACAGCGGCGGCGGCGGAGGAGGAGGAGAAACAAGAGAUUUUUUGGGUGUUGGAGUACAGGUCAUUUGUCACCCAUCUUCAAUCAGUGGAUGGAAAUGAGAAUUGGCACAUGAAAUUGAAUGACUUUGCAGGGAAGCAAAGUGUUAAUCCAUGCAUAUUCUCUUCAACCUUUGAAAGCCAAUUCAUCCCUUUAAAAAAUUAUGGCUUUUUAACUUUGAUAAA
Hibiscus syriacus is the source of this 1686-nucleotide messenger RNA. RefSeq names its product zinc finger protein NUTCRACKER-like. NCBI's taxonomy places the organism in Eukaryota, Viridiplantae, Streptophyta, Magnoliopsida, Malvales, Malvaceae. The record is from RefSeq and is a predicted model, not a curated record. Gene Ontology annotation, cellular component: nucleus. Gene Ontology annotation, molecular function: DNA-binding transcription factor activity. Bases 97 to 1563 code for a protein of 488 amino acids. The transcript has 3 exons.